This is a messenger RNA of Coccinella septempunctata (seven-spotted ladybird), 5175 nucleotides long. RefSeq lists its product as uncharacterized. NCBI's taxonomy places the organism in Eukaryota, Metazoa, Arthropoda, Insecta, Coleoptera, Coccinellidae. The coding region runs from base 1 to 5175 and encodes 1724 amino acids. The transcript has a single exon. The record is from RefSeq and is a predicted model, not a curated record. Gene Ontology annotation, biological process: DNA integration. Gene Ontology annotation, molecular function: nucleic acid binding.
AUGCCUCUUUCAAUCGAAGAAAGAAUCGCUCGUGCAGACGCUUUGAGGGAAAUCGCGAUAAACCAAUUGGUAUUAAUCGAAACUUGCGCAUUCAAUGCACAACAGGACGAAAGCCAUAUUACAAAAUUCGCGAUGGCCUUCAAAAAUCUUAAAAAACUGCAAAAGGACUUCGAGAAGCAACAUCUGGCAAUCGCGGUCGCCUUAGCAGGAGAUUCUGCGAAAUUACAGGCUCAAUCCGAAAUUAUGAACGAUUUUUGCGCUAGGUGCCUCGAAAUAGAAACAACCUAUCAUACGCUCAUAGCGGAUAAACAGAUAGAUCAACGUUCUAGAACCAAUACGACAGCGUUUCAAAAUACCUCAAUCGCCAACAACAACGAUUGCAUCCGUCUACCGCGAAUUGAAUUAAAAGAAUUUUCGGGUAGCAUCCAAGAAUUCCCGUCUUUCAUUGAACUGUUCGAUACCUUGGUUCAUGGCAACGACAGGCUUUCCGAGAUAGAAAAAUUUACGUACCUGAUCUCUAAAGUACACGGACCACCGCAUGCCCUUAUUAGAAAUCUACCGAUCGUGUCGGCAAACUAUACAGUCGCUUACAAUGCGUUGAGGGACAGGUACGACAAUAAAAGGCUAAGAGCGGUAAAUUCCUGGAAACAGCUAGAAGGUUGUCCCAAGCUUCAGAAGGGCGACUUUAAAUCUCUGCGAUAUUUACUAGACACCUUCUCAGAAAACUUGGAAGUUCUGAGAACCAUGCGGUAUGAUGUGGACAGCUGGUGUUUCAUCUUGUCGAAUAUGUUGCUGGAUCGUUUGGACCCGAAUACGAGGCGGGAAUUUGAGAAAGCUCAUGCUUCGAACGAAAUUCCUAAAUAUGUCGACGUGAGAAAUUAUAUUUUGGCACAGUGCAAGGCUUUAGAAACCUUCUCGUUGUGUACAAAGGCUCCGGGUGAAACGCCUAAAAAUCAAAGCGAUACGAGUAGAACAACCCAACGCAACGCUUUACUUUCAAAAACGAAAAGGGACGUAGAUAAACCUAUAAAGAGCACUCGGUGCAGUUUAUGCGAGGGUGAACACUCCAUACAUAAUUGUGCAGAAUUCUUGAAUAUAAACGCCUCUGAACGUUUCCAGGUAACGAAACAGAAGAGAUUAUGUGUGAAUUGUUUAUCCAAUAAACAUACGUCGUCAAACUGUCCUUCCAAAUAUCGGUGCAGACAAUGCAAAGGGACUCAUCACACCCUUUUGCAUUUCACUGAGAAUCUCGAACGGUCCAACACUAAUGCAGAACAAGAGCCCACACACCAAACGGUUGCUAUGUUCACGAAAGGUGAACACGAAGUUUUAUUGUCCACCGCGUUAGUGAGCGUUCGCGAUGCCUUCGGUAAUAUUCAAACAGCGAGAGCGGUUCUAGAUUCGGGUUCACAAUCAUGCUUCGUCACAAAAGGUUUCGCAAAUAAAUUAGGUCUCAAAAAAAUUAAUAUAGCUGCUACUCUACAUGGCCUCGACAGAAUGCAUAUGCCGGCUAAGUCGGGCAUUCACUGUGUGAUCUCUGGCGAAGAUUCUACAGAAUUUCAAGCGGAUUUCAUUAUUUUAGACCAAAUUUGUGAUUCAUUGCCUGUCACCGGGUUCAAUAAAGACAAAAUCCCAUAUUUACGUGGCUUAAAACUGGCAGAUCCGAAUUUCAACAGAAGGGAUAAGGUUGACAUGCUUUUAGGCGCCGAAAUAUAUCCUCUUGUUCUUAAGGAAGGAAGAAUUGUAUUGGAUGCAGAUUCACCGGUUUGCUUAAAUACUUCAUUCGGUUGGGUGGUAACGGGCAAACUCGCCUCUCUUCAAAAAACUCAGUGCACCACGCCACGUCCCGUUAAAACCUUUUUUGCGAAAUAUACGACAAAUGACCAACUGAAUGAUACUCUGCGACUGUUCUGGAAAACCGAAGAAGUCCCCGAAGCAAAAAUAGAGAAUCCAGAGGAUGCGUUUUGCGAGAAUCACUUUAUUCAAAACAUUAAACAUGAUGAACGCGGCGGAUUUACGGUUUCCCUACCCUUCAAAAUAAACGCACCCGAUUUUGGAGAUACUCGUUCCCUCGCAAUGCGGCGAUACUUGUCAUUAGAAAGACGAUUGAUGCAAAAUGCACAGAGUCGAAUCGCGUAUACAGAUGUCAUCAACGAAUAUCUGAAUAAAGGUCAUAUGACAGAGGUAGAACCACCCACAGUUACGGAACUGAAUAGCACGUUUUAUAUUCCGCAUCACGCCGUCCUAAAGGCAGAUUCUACAUCUACACCACUCAGAGUGGUCAUGGACGCAAGCAGCCACGUUCCGGGAAAGAUGUCACUCAAUCAGGCGCUAUAUAGUGGCCCCAAAUUACAACGCGACCUAGUUGAAAUUCUGAUAAACUUUAGACUCCACAAGUAUGUUAUGCUUACGGAUAUCAGACAAAUGUUCAGAAUGAUACAAGUGGAGCCCCGGCAAAGACAAUAUCAACGUAUACUGUGGCGCCCUCAUCAAGACAGUCCGAUCACCGAUUACCAAUUGAACGUCCUCGUGUUCGGCAUCACGUCAUCUCCUUUUCUAGCAAUCCGAACGCUCCUGUAUCUUGCUGAUAAAUAUGAAGAUUUCCCGUUAGCUUCACAAAUUUUACGUACGCAAACUUUCGUGGAUGAUAUUACUUUCGGAAGCGACGAUCUAGAUAUGAUUGAAAACAUGCGCGAUCAACUUAUUGGAUUGCUUAGCAAAGGUAAAUUUGAACUGAGGAAGUGGGCAUCCAAUACAAGAUCCCUUUUGGACGGAUUGCCUGAAGAACACAUUCAGAAUAUAGAUUUUUCAUUCGAUUCCGAAAGUAACGUUUCCUUGAAAAUUCUUGGUUUGAAGUGGUCCCCAGUAAAAGAUCAAUUUUUCUUCACGUUUAAAAACUUCGAUUCGAAAUGUACUAAAAGAACAAUGCUCUCGGAGUUGGCACGCACAUUCGAUCCGAUGGGAAUUUUGACCCCCAUCACCUUUUACACGAAGAUACUGAUACAGCGGUUGUGGACGUUAGGCCUGGGCUGGGAUGAAACACCGCCAAAGGAUCUUGUCGAUAAGUGGUCACAUUUCAAGAGAGACCUCACGGUGCUAUCUUCCUUCGCACUACCACGGCAUAUCGAUUUUCGCGACACGUAUUCAUGUCAUUUAAUUGGGUUUUGUGAUGCUUCCAUAGAGGGAACAUGUGCGGUCACUUAUUUGAGAAUUAAAUACAGAAGUUCAGCAGUCAAGACGCAUUUUUUGUUAGCGAAAUCAAAGGUUGCCCCCUUACAAUCAGUUUCUUUACCUAGACUGGAAUUAGAUGCUGCGGUUCUUCUAGCAAAAUUGUUGAAGUACGUAACAGAGGUACUCAAAGACAAGAUAUGUCUGACGGAUAUCUAUGCCUUCAGCGACAGUUCCGUGGCCCUUUCUUGGAUUAAAAAUUCACCGCAUCUAUGGAAAACGUAUGUCGCAAAUAGAGUGGCUUUCAUUCAGGAAAGAGUCCCACCUAAUAAGUGGCAUCAUGUAUCCUCCAAAGAUAACGCAGCCGACUGCGGCUCCAGAGGCAUUUUUCCGUCUGAAUUAUUGUCACACACAUUGUGGUGGACAGGUCCUCAGUUCCUUUUAGACGAACCAACAUCCUGGGUGAAGAAAAUUCAAAUUCGCGAUAAAGAUUCGAUUGAAAGCGAGCGGCGAAAGAUAACACUAAGCGUUCAAGUGAAGCAACCGAACAUCUUAGACACGUUGCUUGAUAAAUACUCAUCUCUCCACAGAAUUAAACGCGUUCUUGCCUAUAUUAUCCGUUUCAAGAAUAGAUGCCUGAAACGCCAGCAUGCAACAAUUGGGGAGGUAGAUUGUCUCACACACGGCGAGUUGCAAAGUGCUCUCGUUUCAAUCAUAAGGCACGAACAAAGAAAGUAUUUCGGAGAUGAAAUGUUAAUGAUAAAAAACGAAGAAAGGCUACCUAAAUCGUUGAGGGUUCUAAAUCCCUUCAUGAAGGACGACGUAAUAAGAGUCGGUGGCAGAUUGCGUAAUGCGGACAUGCCGUACGACAAUAAAUUUCCGAUACUCAUACCUAGUAAAUCGGUUUUAGCCAAAUUACUCAUUACCGAAAUACACGUUCAGUAUAUGCACGCAGGUAUAGAAACAACUUUAUCUCUCCUAAAGAGAAAUUAUUGGAUAUUGGGCGCCAAACGAAUCACUCGACGUAUCGUCGGCAACUGCAUACCGUGUUGGAAGGUUCGUCCCACAAGUUUUCUUCGGCCAAUGGGCAAUCUUCCCGAUUUUCGAGUAAAACAAGCGCGACCUUUCCUUAACACCGGAGUUGACUUAGCCGGACCCUUCAUGAUAAAAAUGGGUAGAAUUCGGACCAACAAGACAUUCAAAGCUUGGAUAUGUUUAUUCGUAUGUUGUGCAACGAAAGCGAUUCAUAUGGAAUUAAUAUCGGAACUCUCUUCGGAUGCCUUUCUAGCAGGUUUCAGACGUUUCAUUGGCCGGCGCGGGAUUUGUAAAAAUAUUUAUUCGGAUUGCGGAAAAAAUUUCAUCGGUUCCGAUAAAUAUCUCAAAAAUAUUUAUGCCCUCGUAGCAGAAAAGGAAGCCAUCCGUUGGCAUUUCAACCCGCCGUCAGCGCCACACAUGGGGGGACUCUGGGAAGCGAAUAUUAAGGUGGUAAAAACACAUCUGAAAAGGGUUACGGGAUCUCAGAUCUUGACAUACGAGGAAAUGAACACGGUGCUCGUGCAGAUAGAGGCGGUUCUGAACUCGAGACCAUUGACUCCUUUGAGUUCCGACCCGAACGAUUUGUCUGUUUUGACACCAGCGCACUUUUUAAUUUCAGAACCACUAACAACCAUCCCAGACCCAGAUACCUCAGAUGUACCCAUAAACAGAUUAACUCGUUGGCAACUGUUGGUUCGCAUGCGUACGGAUUUUUGGAAAAGAUGGAAAACCGAAUACUUACACACCCUUACUCAAAGAUCGAAAUGGCACUUUCCAGAUAAGUCAACGCCCAGAAUAGGCGACUUGGUUUUGAUAAAAUCAGAUAAUGAACCCCCACUAGAAUGGGCUUUGGGAAGAAUAACCGAAUUAAAUUACGGCACAGAUGGUAUUGCGCGAGUCGCCUCAGUGAGAACCGCGAAAGGUAUAUUGCGUAGGCCCUUGGUCAAGCUGUGUCCCCUGCCCACGUAUUGA